This is a messenger RNA of Sorghum bicolor (sorghum), 1316 nucleotides long. RefSeq names its product MADS-box transcription factor 51. The coding region runs from base 2 to 820 and encodes 272 amino acids. Lineage: Eukaryota; Viridiplantae; Streptophyta; Magnoliopsida; Poales; Poaceae. Gene Ontology annotation, molecular function: RNA polymerase II cis-regulatory region sequence-specific DNA binding; protein dimerization activity; DNA-binding transcription factor activity, RNA polymerase II-specific. The transcript is spliced from 5 exons. The record is from RefSeq and is a predicted model, not a curated record. Gene Ontology annotation, biological process: positive regulation of transcription by RNA polymerase II.
CAUGUCGCACACCUGCCUGCCCCCGUCGUCCACCUCAGCGUCCUCAGCCAGCCGCCUCGUUUUCCCAAUCUGGAAAUUUACCACGACACCGCCGGCGUGCGCGUGCCACAGACAUUCCAACCCCGCACGUCCGCCCUCCCGCCGGGCCCCAAUCCCGACCGUCCCCCCCAAGUCCUCUCGCGCAGCGCAGGCCGCAGGCGCAGCCGGGACCAGCAACCGCUCUUUCCCCCUGCUCCUCCCUAGCGCGAAGAGAAGAAGCCGGCGGCUCGGGUUGGAGCGGCUGAGGGUGAGACGUACGGCGAUGGCGGCGGCGCGUCGUCGCGGCCGCGUGGAGCUGCGGCGGAUCGAGGACCGGGUGAGCCGGCAGGUGCGCUUCUCCAAGCGCCGUUCGGGCCUCUUCAAGAAGGCCUUCGAGCUCUCCCUCCUCUGCGACGCCGAGGUCGCGCUCCUCGUCUUCUCCCCCGCCGGCAAGCUCUACGAGUACGCCUCCGCCAGCAUAGAGGAUACAUAUAACCGCUAUCAGCAAUUUUCUGGAGAAGGAAGGAAUAUGAAUGACGAUCGAAAUAAAAACAAUAACAAAGAUGAAGCUUCUUCAGAUUUGCAGUUGAUGCUGAGAGAGAUUGCAGCCUGCAGGUCUCCCCAGAGCAAUGAUGACGAAUCAGAUGUCGAUGGGCUGCAGAAGCUGGAAAAUCUUCUGAGAAAUGCUUUGAAGGAUACGAGAUCCAGGAAGAUGAACAUGUUGGCGAAACAAAACAGUGGAGCGAGUACAAGCGGCCAGAAGAGCGAGGGCGUUACAAGUCAGGAGCAAGGAACGGCAUGAGGCACGGAUCUGUCCAGCUGAUGAGUGCAUGUGGGCGUUGGCGUGCACCGUGCACCUACCUGGGACUGCUCCGUCUUACUGAUCGAUGCUUGUACUGAUUGUGGCCUUAGCUUGUGGGUUGCGAGACUGUACAUUGUUGCGUUGUGCUAGCUUGGGCCUGCCAACCUUGCAGUGUCCCUGGACCCUGGAGGGGAGCUAGUGUAGUUUGAUGCUCCCCCUUGUGUGUUGUGAUAUGCAGCCUACCUUGUAAUGGCCAAAGUUUGGUGCUGCAAGCCUGCAACAACUAACUGAUCAGGUUGCAUUUCGUGCUUGACAGUAUAUACAGUAGCGAGUUACUGUAUUUGAGUUCCUAUACGUACGCGUGGUCAGAUGAAAAUAAAAAACUGGGCUAGCUAGUUCCAUCGAGCAAAACGAUGGUAUUAAUUGCACAGGUGCUAGCUAAAUGAUAUUCUUGGUGUUUACGCAUGCCGUCAUCAUAUAUAACUGGAAUUCUUCC